UCUGCGAGUUCACUUCUUCACAAAUCCUUAUCUCCCCUGCGUCACAGACUCACGGCUCGCAGCGCGAAGAGCCGAAGAUGCACGCGUGCCGUGUUCCCGCCGCUGGCCCGCUGCUCUGCCCAGCCAUUGCCAUGCUACUGCUCGCUCUGCUACUAGCCAGCCUUCCUACCACCGCCGCCGCCGCCGCCGUGAAAAUGUCGAUGGUGCCAUGCGCGCCGGCGCAGUGCGGGAACCUCAGCAUCUACUACCCGUUCUGGCUCACGGGCACGCACCAGCGGCACUGCGGCUACAAGGCGUUCGAGGUCACCUGCGAGGAGCGGAAGGUGUACCUGAAGAACUCGUACUGGGCGUACCAGGUCCUGGACAUCUCGUACGAGAACAGCUCGUUCGUCGUCACCAACGUCAACCUGCAGAAGGACGGCUCCUUCUGCAACCUCAAUCUCGUCAGCAACGCCUCCUCCGGCCUGAGCGCCGCGCCGUUCAGGAUCAGCAGCAGAAACCUGGAGCUGUUCUUCCUCAGCGGUUGCCCGGGCCAGGCACGGCAGCGGCAGCCGUCCCCUCCUUCUUCUUGGGCGCAAAUGAAUUGUAGCGACUACGACAACGGCUCGGCCGCCAAGUCGUUCGCGUGGCUUGCUGGCAAGUACAGGCCCGACGACACCUUGAAGCCGCCGCUGCCGCUGAACUGCACGGUGUCGUCAUUGAUGCCGGUGCUGGGAUACCAGGGGGCGGGGCCGGCCGACUACGACCGCCUAAUGAAUCUUGGGUUCCUUCUCGAGCACAACUUCACGGCGGAGGACUGCGCGGCUUGCGCUAGCACCGGCGACAGGUGCUCGGUCGACCCCGACGACGACCAGCUGGUGUGCAACUGCUCCGACGGCCAGUACUGGUUUUUCUGCGGUGCCAACGGGAAAGGCAGGAAGACAAUACUAAUAGUUUCGAUUUCAGUAGCUGCAAGCUUGUUCCUACCAUGUAUAUAUGUGUUGGUAUGGCACAGGCAAAAACUCAGGUUUUUCCUAUGCAAAAAAACCAGCAGCAGCAUACAAGAGAACAUUGAGGCUCUAAUAUCAUCGUAUGGAUCACUAGCUCCAAAAAGAUACAAGUACUCAGAAGUAACAAAAAUAACAUCAUGCAUAAAUAAUAAGCUUGGAGAAGGUGGUUAUGGCGUGGUUUUCAAAGGAAUGCUAGAUGACAGUCGUCUAGUUGCAGUGAAAUUCCUGCAUGACUCCAAAGGUGAUGGUGAGGAGUUUGUGAACGAGGUUAUGAGUAUUGGCAGGACAUCUCAUAUUAAUAUUGUUAGCUUAUUUGGGUUUUGUUUGGAAGGCUCAAAGCGGGCCCUAAUAUAUGAGUAUAUGCCAAAUGGCUCUUUGGAUAAGUACAUAUACUCAGAUAACCCAAAGGAAGUUUUAGGAUGGGAUAGGCUCUAUACCAUAGCAAUUGGGAUCGCUCGAGGGUUGGAAUACUUGCACCAUAGUUGUAAUACACGCAUAGUCCAUUUCGAUAUCAAGCCUCAAAAUAUCCUUCUAGAUCAAAACUUCCAGCCAAAGAUUGCUGAUUUUGGUUUGGCAAAGUUAUGUCAUACCAAGGAGAGCAAGCUUUCUAUGACUGGUGCUAGAGGUACACCUGGGUUUAUAGCUCCUGAAGUACAUUCUCGAACCUUCGGAGUUGUUUCUACAAAAUCAGAUGUUUAUAGUUAUGGAAUGAUGUUACUAGAGAUGGUUGGAGGCAGGAAAAAUGUUAAAUCAUUUGCUCAAGUUUCAAGUGAAAAGUAUUUUCCACAUUGGAUUUAUGACCACUUUGGUCAAAACGAUGGAUUACUGGCAUGUGAAGGCACACCUGAAAAAGAAGAAAUCGCCAAAAAGAUGGCUCUGGUUGGUAUGUGGUGCAUCCAAAUAUUACCAUUGCAUCGCCCUACUAUAACAAAGGUUUUGGAAAUGUUUGAUAGAGGCUUAGAUGAAUUGGACAUGCCACCGAGGCAAAACUUCAGUCAAACAUUUGAAGAUCCGACUUACAAUUUCAACGCAGAAAAUAUGAGCACUAGCAGUGGUACCAAAACACAAAGAUGAAGAGAUAAAAAUUCGGUCAGGGAGGGAUGACCAUCAAAAUGACCCAAACAACGGUCCCGACCGAGAAAAUCUCCGACCACUGGCCUCCCAUCACUAACAAGAUAUCGUAACCAGAGAGCGGACGAGGCACAAUACGAGAUUUUUUUAACUAAGCCCGAAAAUUCGUCCUGAGGGUAAUCGAAUCUGGGACUUGAAGAUUAACCACUAGGCUAGAGACCCUUUCGCAAAGAUGAAGAGAUAAGCACUUUGAAUUCAAAAUUUAUAUGACAGUUACCUUACCAAUAUUACCAACAACUCUGUAAAAUGAUACCUUACAACAUCGAAAUUCGACAUUAAACUUCUGUAUGUAUAUAUGUGAGAUAUUUUAAAUUUGAA
Zea mays is the source of this 2438-nucleotide messenger RNA. RefSeq names its product LEAF RUST 10 DISEASE-RESISTANCE proteinUS RECEPTOR-LIKE PROTEIN KINASE-like 2.1. Gene Ontology annotation, molecular function: polysaccharide binding; ATP binding; protein kinase activity. Bases 78 to 2063 code for a protein of 661 amino acids. Gene Ontology annotation, biological process: protein phosphorylation. NCBI's taxonomy places the organism in Eukaryota, Viridiplantae, Streptophyta, Magnoliopsida, Poales, Poaceae. The transcript is spliced from 4 exons. The record is from RefSeq and is a predicted model, not a curated record.